ACCUCUAAACAUGAAAAUGUCAAUAAAUAGUGCAGUCGAAAGUUUUGGAUUUUCUUAAUCACACACCAGUGAUAUUUUUUUGUGUAUUAUAUUGUAGUGGACCGUAUUACACUAUGGUACUACUUUACUGUGCAGAUUUGGAGGGACCAUAUUGCAUGGUGUCUGCACUAAACCAAAACUGAACUAAAUGUGUUGCAACCUCAAAGUCUUUUUUAUUGUCCAAACCCCCAACAUAUUCAAUUAACUCCAAUGAAGGACAAGGAAAUGAUUAAAUUAUCACUUUUGAGAAGCUGGAACCAUUAAAUGUUUUUGCAUUUUUGCUUGAAAAAAAUGGCUUAAACAAAUAAUCGAUUAUCAACAUAGUUGUCAAUUAAUUUUCUGUCAAGCAACUAAACAAUUAAUCGACUAAUCAUUGCAGCUCUAGUCACAAGUAUGCAUUGCUUGGCUAUAAAGUAUCGCAAGCCAGAAAGGUUGGAAACUAUAGUCUUACUGGCUCUGUCUAGGGCCCCCCUAAUCCCUCAGAUCCAAGGCUGGAUUACCAAUGGGACAACUGCCCCGGAGCUCCAGACCCCCAGGGACCCAAGACCCCAAAAUGGUCUGGGAGAGCUGGGGUCCCCUAGCAGGUAAAUUCAGCCCUACUCGGACCCCUGGGCCUGUGUUGGCUCCGUCCAUGGUGUGAGGAGGACAAGGACUUAUAGAAUUAAGGUUGAUAAUUAUUAAUUUGAGUGAAUGAAUUAAGUAGUUUUAAGGCACAAUUUCAGGGCAUUCAUCAUUAACUCCAAGGAAUUAAAUAAGUAAUUUGAGGGUAUAAAUUACUUAACUAAGGGGAAAGUGUAUUAAGCACACAAUUUAGUAAUAUGAAGGAAUAAUUUGUCACUUUAGAGAACGAUUUAUCAAAAGUUUCUCAUGACCCUGACAACCCUGACAACUACCGGACUCUGUUACUUCCGACAGCACGUGAACACAGCAUACUGGUUGCCUCCCCUCACAACUUGAAGCUGAAAUCUAACAAAGUAAACGCAAACAAUCAUGUACGGAAGUGGUUCAAAUCCGUGUACAUUCACCCUUUAACUGUUGAUGUAAGGAUACCAACCAGCUGACCGAGGAACACGUUACAUUUUUGACAUUUUUAAAUUAACUGUCCCUCAGUUACAGGAAGUGACAUCACCACACACACACUUCUUUUGUCUGACGACCUUAUCCGGAGGAAGUGAAGCUUUAGACAAGGCAGCCGCUUCACCGGAGAGAAAAAAAAAUCUUGGAAAAAAAAAAAAAGGCCAAGAGGAAAAAAAAAACUUCACUGGUUUGCAGGAAUUUGGACAGAUUUGGAAACUGUGUCUAAAUUGUCCCGACACACGGGAGUUCCGGGGAGGGAGACGGAGUCGUCGUUACCGGUAAACGCCACUAUUCUCCAUGCAAUCGAAAUGAUGGAAGAUUCUCAUUUUAAUUCAUCGUAUUUCUGGUCUCCCAUCCCCACUGUACCAGGACAGAUUGAGAAUGCCAUGUUCCUGAACAAGGUGAAAGAGCAACAGGAAAAGAGUGCUUCCUUCUCUCCUUCCUCUGCAUCCCACUACCAAACAGCUCUUCUCACCAUCCCCACUUCUGGGACAAAGACAGAUGGAGGAGGGCAGGCUGGUAGCGUGGCACACCUCCACCCUCCUCACAGCACCCAGAACAUGCUGCCUGUCCCCUCCACAGGCAUCAUGACAGCAGCGGGUCUGGUCAUCACAACUCCUCAGGGAACACUAGUCUCUCCCACCUCCUCUCAAUCAUUUGUCUCUGGUCAUCCAGCAACGACCAUGAUUGUUUCAGCACUCCAUUCUCCAGACAAAAAAGAAGGGGAUGGGACGUCGCAUUUGGUCGUGAUGCCAGCGCCCUCCAAACGAGGCAGAAAGAAGAAGACGACACUGUCCAGGGUCAGUCCUGUGGGUGGACCAGGAAAUGAAACACUAAUACUGGCUCAUCUGACGGCCGGCGGCCAGCUGGCAUCUCUGCAGCAUCAUACUGGAGACCCAUAUGACUUGUCAAAUGAAGAGGAAGACCAUGGCCCAAAAGAUAGCACAAAAACAUACAGGUGCCGGAUGUGUGCGGCGACCUUCCUCAGUAAGUCUGACAUGCAGAUCCACUCCAAGUCGCACACAGAGGCCAAACCUCACAAGUGUCCUCACUGCGCCAAGUCAUUCGCCAACUCCAGCUACCUGGCCCAGCACAUCCGCAUCCACAGCGGGGCCAAGCCUUACACCUGCUCCUACUGCCAGAAAUCUUUCAGGCAACUCAGUCAUUUACAGCAGCACACACGGAACCACACAGAGUCAAAGCCUCACAAGUGUCCCCAUUGUACCAAGUCAUUUGCCAACUCUAGCUACCUGGCCCAACAUGUCCGCAUCCACACCGGAGUGAAACCCUACUCCUGCUCCUUCUGCCAAAAGAGCUUCAGACAGCUCAGUCACCUUCAGCAGCACAACAGGAUUCACACCGGAGAUCGGCCAUAUAAGUGUACCCAUCCAGGCUGUGAGAAAUCCUUCACGCAACUCUCAAAUUUACAGUCCCACCGGCGUCAACACAACAAGGACAAGCCCUACAAGUGCACCAACUGCAAUAAAGGAUACAUAGAUGCAGCGAGCCUGGAGGUGCACAUGUCCACACACACUGUCAAACACGCGAGGAUCUACUCGUGUGGUCUCUGCAACCGCACUUAUACCUCAGUAAGACAAAUGUCCAUUUCUGAAGAGCAUUUCUACAUGAAACACUGUGAAUCGCCUCUCUGGCAUCAGACAAGUGGCAGCUACUUUACACCUUGUAGUCAUGUGUCCACUGUUUCCCCUCUGCCUAUCCUCCCCUCAUCUCAGGAGACGUAUCUGGUGAAACACAUGGAGAAACACAACCCAGACCAGUUGACUGCACCAGCAGUCGUGGGAGCACAAGCAGCACAACAGCACCAGAACCAAAGCCAGGGCCAAGCUGGAGCUCAGAGCCAGGUAGAGAGCACAGAUGGAGGAUCGAGCCGAGCUGGGAGCGGAGGAGCGGGCGGCGGCAGCCAGCAGGGACAGAGCCAGAGCAACUACCCCCAGACAGAAACCAUCUCCUGUCCAUUUGACCUACACCAGUAUAAGACAGUUUCUGCCAGUGACAUCCAGUACAAACCAGUCAGUGUAGCUGACAUUACUUCCCACAAGGACCUCUGUCUCACUGUGUCAGCCUCCACCAUUCAAGUGGAGCACCUAAACUCUUAGAGGUGAUUAAAGGAGGGAGUUUGGGGGGUAGGGAAGAUAAAAUUAAUUCAAGAAAACAAUAAAUGGAGGAUGGAGAGUCGAAGGAUUAAAGCAAUACUAAGAUGAUACAAGAACUUCGGAACACAUGACUGUGCCUGAACGAUGGUUUGAGGCAGACAGGACAAAUUAUAUGGUCACACAGUAUACUGAAGACUAUAAUUUUGUUUUUAUUUUUUUAGAUUGUCUCUUUUUUUUUCUUUCUGCCUUGUUUGAUCUGUUUCUUGUUGCUUAGCUGUCCUGUCUGAGUAGAAAGUGCAUGUAAAGGCUGCAAUAAAGUAUGUUUCAGUCCAUCACAGUGAUGGUUUUAUUAUAGGGAGAGAGUCAAAGAGACAGUGCUUCUCUUUUAUUAUUGUUUUAUCACCUCCUGCCGUUCCCCACAAAUACAGCUUUGGCCAUUGCAAUUUAUGGCCUCUCUGUUGAUGAAAUUGGUAGUUGACUGUGAAGGUAAAUUUUUAUACUUUCGUACAGAGACUUUCAGUUUUUACAUCAGUGUUAAUACCUCUACUAUGUUGUAAAAUACAUGCCCGCAAUGAAUUAUUUUAACCAUAAAAGGGGCAUAGAGGUUAUUUCCUUUUCAGGAAAGAAAAAAUAUCAGUUAAGUAUAUAUAGAUAUAUACUACCAAUUUAUAAGAUAUGAUUGUGUGUUUAAAGGAUGUGGUAAUCCAUAUAACCUACUUCACAUGACCUUCUGGGAAGUGAUGAGCCGGUUCACGUUUCAUGUAAUCCUAUUGUACUGCUUUGUGUGUAUGUCCUAAAAGUAAUGCUAUCCAAAAAUGUUCUUGCUAUUAUACUUCCACAAUAACAAUGUUUAUAAUACUUCUUUACAAACAUACCGACACAUCUGAUUUUUUUUUUUUUCGGCUCAUAAUACAAUAAACCCUCUGAAAUGUU
Messenger RNA from Siniperca chuatsi (mandarin fish), 4163 nucleotides. RefSeq names its product zinc finger protein 384 b (gene znf384b). The transcript is spliced from 10 exons. Lineage: Eukaryota; Metazoa; Chordata; Actinopteri; Centrarchiformes; Sinipercidae. Bases 1425 to 3233 code for a protein of 602 amino acids. Gene Ontology annotation, molecular function: RNA polymerase II cis-regulatory region sequence-specific DNA binding; DNA-binding transcription factor activity, RNA polymerase II-specific. Gene Ontology annotation, biological process: regulation of transcription by RNA polymerase II. The record is from RefSeq and is a predicted model, not a curated record. Gene Ontology annotation, cellular component: nucleus.